Molecule: messenger RNA, 2165 nt
Organism: Petromyzon marinus (sea lamprey)
Lineage: Eukaryota; Metazoa; Chordata; Hyperoartia; Petromyzontiformes; Petromyzontidae
Gene: EIF5A
Product: eukaryotic translation initiation factor 5A
Biological process (GO): positive regulation of translational elongation; positive regulation of translational termination
Molecular function (GO): translation elongation factor activity; RNA binding; ribosome binding
Source: RefSeq, a predicted model, not a curated record
UGUGACCACGCCCACACGAAUUUCAAGCCACGCCUACCAAAACCUGAAGCCACUCCUCCCGUCCGAAGACGCAGGCCGCAAGGCCCCCCGCGCAUGCGCACUGCUGCCUCCUCGUCGUCGCCCGGAGUUGGAGUGGCACAUUUGGGCAACGGCAUGGCGGAUCAUGACAUCGACUUCAACACCGGCGACGCCGGCGCCUCGGCCACCUUCCCCCAGCAGUGCUCAGCAUUGCGCAAGAACGGAUACGUGGUCCUCAAGGGACGCCCCUGCAAGAUCGUAGAGAUGUCCACCUCCAAGACGGGCAAACACGGCCACGCCAAGGUCCACAUGAUCGGCAUCGACAUCUUCAACGGCAAGAAGUACGAGGACAUCUGCCCCUCCACCCACAACAUGGACGUGCCCAACAUCAAGCGCAACGACUACCAGCUGAUUGGCAUCCAGGACGGAUACCUCACCCUUCUCAUGGACAAUGGCGAGCUGCGCGAGGACCUGAAGCUGCCCGAGGGCGAGCUGGGCAAGGAAAUCGAGCAGAAGCACGAGGCCGGGGAGGAGAUGCUGGUCACAGUGCUGUCCGCCAUGAAUGAGGAGAGCGCUGUGGGCAUCAAGGCGAUGGCUAAAUAAGGCGGGUUGUGGCCUUGCUUAUUGGAGGUGUGAAUGCUAACAAGAGAAGACAACACAAGUUUAUUAAAAUAACAGAAACCACUGCGAUCGACCGACAUUAUCGAGGCCCAAACCAAACAUUUAGUUUUAUUUUCCAUAUAAAAAGCAACCCCCCCCCACACACACACACACACAACCUGCCGCCUCUCCCCUCCGCACACCUCCUGAAAACGAGAAGACAAAUUAGCAGAGGUUUUUUCUUUUUAGCGAGCGCUCUUGAUGCCAAGGGACCCCGUUAGAAGGUGUUCGGCCCAUUCCAGUCUCGCCCUGUUCCUUCGAACCAACCACCCACGGCGGGGUCAGCGUUGCCGCCGGUCAAGCACUGCUGUGACCGCGCGCCGCCGGCAAAGGGGCAAAGGGGAGCGAGGCGACGCUACCCAUCGGUGCGUCCCAUCAAGUCCUGCUCCCCCCCCCCCCUCCUCCUCCUCGUAUCUACACGCAGACUCGCCGACCCGCUCGCUCGCUCCACCCACCCAACCCGGCCCUCGCCAACCCCACACGAACCGCAGACGUCCGUGACUCGAUCACCCUCGGUUUUCUGAUCUCGAGGUGGAGUGCGUGCGCACAGACAGGAGCAAAAUGUAAUCGUCGACAACAGCAUUUUUUGGCCACAACGCCUUAGCACAGCUUUGCCUUUUUACUUGUUUUUUUUUCCUCCCCGUCCCCACCCACCCCCACCCCCCCCCCCCCCUUAAAAAAAAAAGCCGAGAAGUAACAAAAAAUAAAAAUUCUACACAAACGUUUGCUCGGGUCCGUUGCGUGGUCUAAACCUCCCACACCCUCCCCCGAAACCACCGCCUCGCAAUCUCAGAAUCAAGGGGGGGGGGGGGGGGGGGUGAGGGUUGGUGGGGGUCCCCGUCGCUAGAGCUGCCGACCUCUCGCAAGCGACGACGGUUUAGCGGUGGCGCUAGUCUGGAAUGCGGUGGCCGGAACUCGACCAAGACUUGGCGCUCCUCUUGGCUGCUUGCGCUGUCCGCCCCUCCCCCCUUCCACCCACCACCACCACCCCGCCGUCCCAACACUGCCGAUCACCCGCCACCCGCCACGACGGAUAGGAAUAACUUGGCCAAAAAAAAAGCCGUAUGGAUGUUACUGUUCGGGGGAGGAGGAAGAAGACGACGACGAUGGUGGAGGGUGUGUGGGGGGGUGGUGGUUGUUGGUGGCCGUCACGUUUCUUGCGUCGUCGAGAACCGAGAGAGAACGGACAGAGUCGGGAGAGGUGCGUGCAUCCGUGCGCGCGCUCGUGACAAAAGUGAGAUCAAGGAAAAGAUUUAACCACGACCGGGAGGAGGAGAGAGGAGCGCCGAUUGUAAUCGAUACAAUUCCCCCCCCACACCCCCUUACCCCCCUGUGUUGUGGGCGGAGCGAGCGGACCGUGCCGGCGAGGGUAACGAUCCCCGCCGGCUCCCCAUGACCGUAGUAAGGCGGCCGCACGGCGUGUCUGGCCCGCGUCAUACUCCAAUGUUGCUGCGCAGUGCUCUGAAUAAUAAACAUUACGGGCCAGC